This is a messenger RNA of Trypanosoma cruzi, 1143 nucleotides long. RefSeq lists its product as uncharacterized. The record is from RefSeq and is a predicted model, not a curated record. The transcript has a single exon. NCBI's taxonomy places the organism in Eukaryota, Euglenozoa, Kinetoplastea, Trypanosomatida, Trypanosomatidae. Bases 1 to 1143 code for a protein of 380 amino acids.
AUGCGCUCGACAACUCCACCGCUGUAUUACAAGCGCCCCGAAGGCGUCCCUCUGCCGUACUGCACUGCUGCUGGUCCGGCAAUAGAAGUGCCCCCCUCACUGCGCGUUCCACCAGCAACAACAGUAAACAAUUGGAGUUACCCCACGGCUCCUAACGCCGCUCGCGUUGGUUCUGUUGAGUAUAAAACAUAUGGGACUAUACCCUCCUUUACCAAUACGGUUCCUUCAGUGCCAGCUGUGGCCAAUCCAUUUAACCCUACUAACCCAUCGCCACGAACCUCUCUGGCAGCCGAUAACCCGGCAGACCUUCUUCAACAAAGCGCGGCUCGCUGGAGCACAACGGCGAACCAAAGCGCCCAAACACUCUCAGCGUUAGAGGCGGAAGAGGCAUCAAUUUUGUUGGAGGAGCAAGCUAUGAGGGCGAAACUGGCGGAAUUGCAGUUAACGCGACAGCGCCAAAGUGAAGGGCAGCUUGACCUCAGCCAUGGAUGGGCAGCGUUGCUUGACCGCGAAGAACGCUACUUCACGGAGCCCCUUGUGGACCUCUCGGAGGAGAUAAUGGCGAGAGAACAUCAGUGCGCUCUCCUGCGGGACCAACUUCAGCAAGCAGAGGCGCACCUGGAAGCCCUUCGUCGCGAGCACCAGGAAUACGACACCGUUGUGGAAGAAAAGAAUAAGUUGGAAGCGGAGAUGCUACGUGUGCGGGAGGGAUUUCUGGAGAUUGAAGGGCGUCGAAAGGCUUGCAGGCUGCGGGCAGAGUUAUUGUUUGAUGUAGAGUUGAAGCGCGCAGUGAAGGCCUCACACCAUGUGCGGGAGCUAGACGUGCAGCUGAAAGAAAUGACUUCAGUUGGUCCAUUGUCGGAGCUGCAGUCGGCUCCCCUGUCGCGGUCCGCAUCACGCGGGGUCACGUUCGCACCGAAAGCCAUGCAUCUUCACGUUGGGUCCCACGCCAAAGGAGAAGAAGAGGAAGAGGAGGAAGCCGAUGAUGAAGAUGCCGGACUCACGCAGGGAUUUGGCGGCACGUCAGUGUGCCUGCAGAACGAUGGGGAUGACGAUGAUGUGGGUGGCAUUGGCGGGCAGAGUGUCGCCUACUCCCUCAGCGUCGUCUCCAAGAGGCAACGAAUUGAGGUACCAACGACCUGA